AUGGACCUAGACUCGAUAGACAGAAAGCAAGUUAGCGUCACUCUGUUUAUGCGGCCCGACAUUGGCAUUGCGAAUGCAAAGGCAAACAACGAUCUAAGGUUGUUUCACUGGGCGAUUUUUGUGGACUCAGAAAACUCUGGCGGCUUCGGUGCCUCAUUCGAUGUGACGAAUAGUAAAAAGGUCAGGCAAGGUUAUAAAGAGAAUGGGGUGUCCAAUCCCACCCAAAAAACAGGGCACGAAGACAUACCAGGCUUCGUCUAUCAGUAUAUGUGGGACGUCGAUCCUACCGCUACCAAAAAAAUGAUUGGCAAGAUCCAGAUUGGAAGUUCAGACGCUUCUCUUACACAGAUUCAUGGAAUGCUUCAGGACAUAAACGCACCUUGUGAUGCGGAAAGCUGCGUCGACUGGGAGAAAGAGGCAAUCAGGCGGCUACAAGGCAAUGGCAAGGUUGAUAAUUUCGAUGUCGAAGCAUUUGCUCAAAAGGCUUUUCGUUUCGGACUCCACCACCUUGAGGAAGGAAACCUCGACACCGAUGCCAUAUAUUGGGAGGGUGAGGUUCAUGAUAGCCCGCCUCGCCCCCUGACGGAGGCACGUAUUAAUGGUAAGCUUCUUCGAUAUACACGUCCUCAGGUGGAAGGACCCACGCAUAAUCUCACUCCACUGGAUGGAGAGAGUCAAAUUCCCGAUCCGGGCAUUCAGGGAACCUAUACUCCGAAAAGCCCUGACGAGCUUUCCUCGUCCGGCAAUGAUGAUCAACCUAAACAUACUCAGCUCGGUCAGCAGAAUCCUUCCGGAACCAUCGACGACAGUAACGGUCCAAACGCUUUACAAGGGAUCGGCAACGGCGAUCAGGUUCCAGGCGGGACACUCGACCCGGAAAGCGAGUUAGAAACGCCCGGUGGUGCAGAUGGGGGUCAAGACUCUGCUAGAAGAAGGCCGAAGACAGUCUCUUCGUCGAACAGCAACGACGAUCAGCUUUCAGGCGAGGCACUCGAUCCGGAAAGCGAGUUUGAAACACCCGGUGGUGCUGAUGGUGGUCCAGACUCUGCUGGGAGAAGGCCGAAGAAAGUCUCCCAGUCGAAGAGCCACGGCGAUCAGCUUCCAGGCGGGACACUCGAUCCGGAAAGCGAGUUUGAAACCCCUGGCGGUACUGAUGGGGGUCCAGACCCUUCGGGGGCGACCCGACCCCGUCCCAAGAGCCCUGGCUCGAGUACAAAUCACGGCGAAGGCAACGAUCAUGAGCUUUCGGGCCUUGAUAGCAAUGACGGAAUUUUAGUCAACGGUGCGAGCGGGACAUCCUAG
Molecule: messenger RNA, 1302 nt
Organism: Hirsutella rhossiliensis
Lineage: Eukaryota; Fungi; Ascomycota; Sordariomycetes; Hypocreales; Ophiocordycipitaceae
Exons: 1
Coding region: 1-1302 (433 amino acids)
Source: RefSeq, a predicted model, not a curated record